Messenger RNA from Procambarus clarkii (red swamp crayfish), 4862 nucleotides. Its product is annotated as phospholipase D1. The record is from RefSeq and is a predicted model, not a curated record. Gene Ontology annotation, cellular component: intracellular membrane-bounded organelle. Gene Ontology annotation, molecular function: D-type glycerophospholipase activity. NCBI's taxonomy places the organism in Eukaryota, Metazoa, Arthropoda, Malacostraca, Decapoda, Cambaridae. Gene Ontology annotation, biological process: phospholipid catabolic process; regulation of vesicle-mediated transport; intracellular signal transduction.
UACUCCAAGUGUUUGGUAUCUAUCUGUGCACAUGUGUUUAGUGUUGACGCAAUGUUGCACUGGGAAAAAUUGUGUGGUAAUGUUAUGUUGCAAACCCAGGCGGAUUUCUCUCGUUGAGCCAUAGAAGCGCUCGUGUGGCAAUAAUUGUGAUCUUAUGGGCGAUUUGUGCGAAAUAAAGACCAAGUUUGUGGUUCUCUUGCGUCACAUUGAGACAGUAGGACAGAAAGGAAGUGAUUCGUAACGCAGGAUGUGCUCAAACUUUUUUUAACAGUUUGGAGCAUUUUUGUCCAGACUGUAUUGGGGUAUCUGUGAUUUAAUCAUAUCCCGUUUCUGAGGAUAGGAUGCUCAUUAGGCAUAUGAAGGGGGUACCCUCCCUGGGUCAGUAAUCUGACCUUGCACAGGAGGUAAUGCACAACAGUUGAUCCCAGGUACUCAUCUACUGCUAGGUAAUAGAAGCAUCAGGUGUGAGGAAACUUGCAAAAAGUCUCACUCUGCCUGGAUAUCGAUCUCUUGGCCUUUCGGUUGUGUGUCGACUGCAGUGCAACUUAAAUGUAAGCAGGGGUAAUGUGAAGCAGGAGAUGGAGCCCCUAGCUGCUCACGAUGAAUGUGCUGAGACUCCCAAUAAUUAUGGGGCGACUCAUUACCAGUUCGUCGAUGUGGCUUCACAGCUGCAGUAUGAAGAUGAAGACCAACACAGUAAUCAUGCAGAAGUCAAGAAGUCGUCGUCAUUCUCAGAGUCGUCCUUGGGUGCUAGGCUUGGUAAUGUGUCUUCGAGGAGCACAACUCCAAGGCCGACAGAUCUGCCGUUACCUCCCUCUGAUGAUACCGACUUCAGUCCAAAAGCAAUCUUCCGUUCUGAUGCAAAAGAGAAAUUACAGAAUCGACCCUCCUUGAAAAUAUUUGCUCUAACCCAGAGUCCAACUCUCGGUUCACCCGACUCCGAUAUAGAUGUUCUUGGCUACCUCGACAACACACCAGAUACUCUUCCAGAUACAAAUGAUAGUGUCGGUUCACUGCCUUAUAGCAGAGUGUAUGAGACUAGUAAAUUCUCCGAGUUGAUGCCAGGAGCAUUUGUUCCCAACCGUCAUGUACAGCUCCGCAUUACCAAGGUUCAGCCUAUUCAUUCCCAUAUACAUAUCUUCAAUAAUCAUAUGCUGAUGAUUAGUAUGGCGCAUGGAGACUAUAGCUGGACAGUCCAGAAGAAAGUGAUGCAGGUUGCGUCUCUCCACAGUGUUCUGGUGCUGCUGAGAACAAGACUGAAAAUGCCGGCAGCAACACGAGUCACGCGGCAGCGAAGGCAAAGCAUGAGGCAGCAAAUUAAGCAAGCUGAACAAGCAACUGGUACACCUAAUGGUGAAAAUUGUACCCCAAACAAUAGGCAACUCAGGUAUCCUCGUCGAGCCCUGCAGACAAUGGACGACACUGUAAAGGCCGACCUGGAGACCUACCUUGAAAACCUUCUUCGCCACCCGCUCUUCCGUAGUCAUCAUGCUGUGCUGGAUUUUUUUGAGAUAUCUCCUGUAUCCUUCAUCAAUGAGCUGGGAGAGAAGAUUAAAGAGGGAUAUGUUGGCAAGAGGACCGGCAGCGGGAACCCGCAUGGUUGCUGUAACUGGUGUUCAACAUGUACAGGAAAAUAUAAGAACCGCUGGCUGGUACUGAAGGAAACGUGCCUCUUCUUCCUGGCCCCAGAGAGCGGUCAAGUGCGCACUGUAAUGCUCAUGGACUCUGGCUUCCAGAUCUCUCACAGCUAUAGACUAAUUGGUGCUCGCAACAGUCUUCUCAUAUCUAAUCUCUCGAGGUCACUGAUGAUAAAGUGUGACUCAGAGAGCAGCAAAAAGGAGUGGUAUUCAGUCAUUACUAAAACACAACGUAAAUAUGCCAAAGACUUCACCAACCAAGAUCUGCGAUAUGGAUCCUUUGCCCCAGUCCGGCGUGGGUCCUAUGCUCGCUGGUACGUGGAUGGUGCCCGGUACAUGUGGGAUGUGGCAGACAUGCUUGAGGGGGCGAAGGAGGAAAUUUUUAUUACCGACUGGUGGAUGAGCCCACAAAUUUACCUUAAGCGACCUGACCUAACAGGACGACGUUGGAGGUUGGGAGAAAUACUAAGAAGGAAAGCUGAAAGUGGAGUGAGAGUAUUUAUCUUGCUAUACAAGGAGGUAGAACUGGCUUUGGGGAUCAGCUCUCUUCUUACAAAGCAUACUGUUAACCAACUUCAUCCCAAUAUCAAGGUACUUCGUCACCCAGAUCAUCUAUCAGGAGGAGUGCUGUACUGGGCUCACCAUGAAAAGCUCGUCAUCAUCGAUCAGAUGUAUGCAUUCGUCAGUGGAAUUGACCUGGCCUUUGGACGAUGGGAUGAUUAUAGACACAAGCUUGUAGACAUUGGACAUGCUGGAGUGCAGGCAUCUCCAGUUCGCCAAGGAAUCCUAGGAAGCGCUCUGCAGCAGUUGGUGCGUGGGACAAAUGAGGUGCUAAUGAACACAGUUAACCGAUCAACACCCAGUAGCAGAAGAACAUCUUUGGAUGCCUCCGUUUGUGGUAACACGACACAGAGUACCACUGCCAGUUCACUCUUCCUAAAUCCAAAUGAAUCUGAAUCCCCAAAGAGGUCUGAUGAAAGUCCAGAGAGAAAUGUUGCUGAAAAUGCUUCAGUGGUUCAUGGUGAAGACACAGUGGAUCACAGUGGUACAGUAGGAAUAGAGAUGACGGCUCAUAAAACCUCUUCUGAAGAUGCAAAAAAUAAUAUUAGUAAUGAGAAAAUUUCAGGAGAAUCUACAGCUAUUGAAAGUAUGCCCUUACAAUCUUCCGCAAAGACAUUAAAUGCCAAGUCCAGAUUCUUUAGACGUGAGCCAAAAUCUGUUAAAGAUCCAUCUCAGUUGAGUGACCAGAGCAGUGACGAUGAACAGCGUGAAGGGAAAAUGGGGAAAAGCUUUAGGGAAGUACGCAAAAUAGGUCUGGAGCUUGUUGAGGAAGUAAAAGAAAAGGGGCGGGAAGUGCGAGCGUGGACUGCUCAUAAGCUACCUCAGUUACAUCGGAGAAACAGUUCGGACUCUGAAAUUUCAGAUAGUUCAUCUGACGAAGGAGAGACGGUACAGAACUCAAGAAAUAGGUUCUACAAGCGUCACAAACUUAAGUUGGCUACCAAAGAGAAAAUGGGCAGCUGCUCUUCACUUGCCCAUGCCCACAACUUGGUCACCAUGGAAGAUACGACCUCAACUCAUCUCUGGGUUGGUAAAGACUAUGUCAACUGGAUCAGUAAAGAUCUGGAUAACUUGGAUGAACCCUUCAAAGAUAUUGUUAAUCGCCAUCACACUCCACGUAUGCCGUGGCAUGACAUUGGCCUCUUUGUUGAGGGACCAGCUGCUCGUGAUGCAGCUCGCCAUUUUAUUCAACGCUGGAAUGCUGUAAAAACUGAAAAGGUUAAACCUAAUGCUAAUUAUCCAUACUUGGUGCCGAGGUCGUACAACAGGGAGUAUUUCGUGCCAUCUAACAUGGAACCUAAGCAUCAAGUGAAGUGUCAGGUUGUACGUAGCGUGGGCAAUUGGAGCGCAGGACUGGACGAAGACGAAGCCAGUAUUUUUGCCGCGUAUGUUGAUCUUAUUCGGAAAGCCAAACACUACAUAUAUAUAGAAAACCAGUUCUUCAUCACAUGUGGCAAUAUUAAUGAACAGAAAGAGGUUACCAAUUACAUUGGUCAUGAAAUUGUGGACCGCAUUGUCCGAGCACAUAACAAUGGUGAAGUUUUCCGAGUAUUCAUCCUGCUGCCUCUCCUGCCAGCCUUUGAAGGAAUGAUUGGCAAAUCAAGCGGUAUAGCAAUGCAGUACAUUGUAUACUGGAAUUACAUGAGUAUAUCCCGCGGUAAAUCCAGUGUGAUUCAUUGCCUGAAAGAGCGUGGUGUCACAGACUGGGAGCGGUACGUGUCGUUCUGCUCCUUGCGUACACAUGAGAACCUGGGCGACCAUCCAGUGUCAGAGCUUGUAUACAUCCAUUCCAAAUUAAUGAUUGUAGAUGAUCGAUUUGUUAUUGCUGGAUCGGCAAAUAUCAAUGAUCGCAGCCUUAAUGGAAAUAGAGAUUCUGAAGUGUGUCUUGUCAUUGAGGACCAAGAGUUUGAGGAGAGUAUUAUGAAUGGUAAGCCAUACCAGGCUGGGGUGUUUGCCGGCAGUAUGAGGAAAUACUUGUUUUGUGAACACCUGGGUAUCCAGGACUGUCAGGUGCCAGCCUUUGAUGUUUGUGACCCCAUCUCUGAUGCCUUCUUUGUCAAUGUCUGGUCCUACAUUGCCAAUAAAAACACAUUAAUAUACGAGGAGGUGUUCUCCUGCUACCCGUGCAACAGUGCAACAACAUUUCAGGCAGUGGAUGAGCUGAGAAAUGUUAUGACUCUUGCACACGUGAACCCAACAGAUGCACAAGCAAGGCUACAGCAAGUUCAGGGACAUUUGGUUCAGUUCCCUCUGGACUUUCUGAAGGAUGAAAUCUUGAAGCCAGGUGUGGGGACCAAGGAGUACCUUCUACCCAUGGAGACUUGGACAUAGAACACCACAGAAUGUUCAGCUGCUAUUCACAUGCUGUGUUUUACAUGAAAAUAAUUUAAGGAAAUUUUAUGCAGAGAAAUUACAUAUUUAAAUUGUUUAAAAACAAAAAGUAGAACAUUUCUUGAAGAUGUAAAUUUUUAAUUCUAUUUAACAUUUUAAAUUUAGUCAGAUAGCAAAAAUGGACAUGCAAGAUAUUUGAUGGUGCUAGUCAUAUUUAGUUUGAAACAAUUAAAAAGUUAGGCUACUAUUUUAUUUAAGUAUAUAGUACUGACACAUGAUUUUUUUUAGUCACUUCCUAUAUAAUGAUUAGGUAAUUAAAAAAUGCAGUUGAAA